This is a messenger RNA of Theobroma umbraticum, 3009 nucleotides long. RefSeq names its product protein CYTOSOLIC ABA RECEPTOR KINASE 9-like. The record is from RefSeq and is a predicted model, not a curated record. Gene Ontology annotation, molecular function: protein kinase activity; ATP binding. Lineage: Eukaryota; Viridiplantae; Streptophyta; Magnoliopsida; Malvales; Malvaceae. Gene Ontology annotation, biological process: protein phosphorylation.
AUUCAUGGCAUUCAGCCAUUCAGUGGAUCUGGCACAUGUUGCAGCAACAACCCUUGUUUCACCAACUUCAGGAUAUCAUGGACUGAUGCCGACCAUCCUGAAAUCUAAUCCUGACUGUCACUUGAGAUCCAAUCUUGAAAUGUAUCCAAACGCUUCUUCACAAAUGCAAGUACUGCUGUUAGCUCAUAACACUUGGCUUGUUUACCGUCACUGUCAUCCACAUUGUAAAUGGAUGUCUUGGUCCUCGAUGAUAACAAAUCUGUUACCUAAAUACAGUUUAAAAGCCUUGAGCAAAUUAUCCUGAUGAUCAAUAGUAAGCCUGUACACAACCUUUGUUUGUUCUUGCCCCUUUGAGGAGUUGAGACCAUUAAGAUUUUGCGCCAUAAAACUGUCAGAAUUAGGUUACCAUUGAAAAGGAAAACAAGCUGUACACAUUCUUUUGGGCAAUUAAAAGGCAUACAAUCCAAAACAAUGAAUAGCUAACUACUUUGUGGGAUGGAUCCCACAAUGUAUUAACAUGGGAAUAUAGACUUUGCAACAAAAUUAUAGGUUUCCCUUCGGUCUCUGUUUAAAGAAUCAUAGUUAGAGAGUUUGUUCCGCUACCGGGGAAUUCAUAAGACCUUAGGCAUCUGCCAAUCUGUAAUUCUAUUUGGGGAGCUGUGAAGUGAAGGUUUAGCUUUGUCCGGGAAAGUAGUGGCCAAGCAUUUGUUGUCUUGGGUAACAAAAUUUGCCCCAUGGUGCUUCAGCGUUGGUAAUGUUAGAUCUUGCUGUAUCUACUUACCUAACUUAAGUAAGUGCUCAGCCAAUCAGGGACAACAGGUAUGCACCAGUGCCAAUAAAUAGAUUUAAAGCAGUGUCUGUUCCAGUGAGAGGACAGAAUCUCAUAACUUAAGAUGUGCUAGAAAUUUGUCAAACAUACUCCCUUCGUAUGAAAUGGAAUGGUGCCUGAAGAUUGUUAGUUCUUGAUCAUGGUUCGAAAUGCAAGCAUCAAUUGCAGAAUUAUGUCAUACCUGAAUGGCAGGACAGUGAAGAACAAAACUAUUAUUGUUGGCCUCAAAUCUGAUAACAGCAGUCGAGAAAUGCUACUCCAGUUACUCAGAACGUUUGCCAAGUCAGGGGAUAAUGUGUUGGCAGUGCAUGUCCAAGAAAGAGAUGAUGCUUUUGAUCCGAACAAUUUUCACAUCCAUGAAGAUCUUUGUAAAUCCAAGCGGGUUGAUUUCCUUGUUAAAAUUUGCACUGGAAACUUCUAUAUCUCUGCAUUAUCUCAUCAAGUUCGAGAAAAUUAUGCAACAAUCCUUGCAAUUGGAUGCAACCCUUCAGGGCCAAAGGGUUCAGCUGUAAGCAAUUGUCUGAAAAGUUUACCUCCCACCUGCACCCUCCUGGUGAUGGAUGAUGCAGGUAGAAUCCUAGUCCGGAGGCAGGGAACUUCCCAACAAGGUUCUGCAGGUGUAACUCUUCAAUCUUAUUUAUCAUCUUCCCAGACAAACUCUAUGGUUGAUCAAUCCACAACCUCCCGUCUGUUACAUAAGUCCUUGACAGUACCAUCAUCCUCAACAUCCCAAUCAAUGUGUCAAAUUAACAGUGAAGGACAGUACAUUCUCCAGAAGACGGUGCAGGAUCAAUUUAAAAAGUCAUUUACUAUGCCAUCUUCUUCUGCAUCAUCAUCGAAAUGGCAAAUGGAUAGUGGAGGGCAGCUGAGUCUGAAUAAAAAUGUGAAUGCAAGGAGGAGGUUUCACAGAAUCGCGUUCCCAGAAGCAGAGAGAUCCUGCAGGUGUUUCAGAUCAGAAGAGCUCAGUGUCGCCACAGAUAAUUUCAGCCCCAGCAUGGUGAUUGGAAAAGGGGGAAAUAGUAUGGUGUAUCGCGCUCAGCUUGAGGAUGGUAAAGCUGCAGCUGUGAAAGUCCUCAAAACCACACAUUGGUCAGCAAAGGAUCUUCUCCGAGAAGUUGAGAUGUUGUCCAGCGUAAAACAUGAGAACAUAGUUGAGAUAAUCGGGUACUGUGAUAGCAUAGAAUUGCAUGCAAUUGUUUAUAAUCUUCUAAAGGGAAGCUUGAAAGAAUGUUUAAAACAACUCAAGUGGGCUGAGAGGAUGGGUGUUGCAAUCAGUGUAGCUAAGGCUCUGGAGUACCUUCAUCAUUUUUGUGACCCACCCAUCAUUCACAGAAGUGUGAAGCCAUCUAACAUACUUCUUUCUGAUAAUUGCCAACCGCAACUCUCAGACUUUGGAGCAGCAAUAGUGCAUCAUCAAUCUUAUCAAGUUCCAGCAAACACAAAGCCAAUUGACAUUGUUAAGACUUUUGGAUACUUGGCACCAGAGUACAUAGUGUGUGGAAAGAUUGACGAAAAGAUAGACGUUUAUUCCUAUGGGGUUGUGCUCCUGGAACUUAUCACAGGGAAAGAUGCUAUUCAAAGAAACCAGAAAAAUCAUGAAAGCUUAGUACUUUGGGCAAGAUCUUUACUCCGCUUUGGCCAAUGUGAGCGUCUAGUUGAUCCUUCCUUGAGCAGAAAUUACAAGAAAGAAGAGAUGGAAGUAAUGAUGUUUAUAGCACGCCUCUGUCUUAUGCAUUCAUCUUCUCAAAGGCCAACAAUGAAAAUGAUAUUAAGGUUAUUCGAGGACUCAGAGUACUGGCUAGAGAUGCAAAGGGAGAAAGAUCAAGUCCUAAAUGGGUUUGGUUCUGCAGCUGAAACAGAUUUGUGGAGACUAUAUGAGUUGUCAAGUGUUGGAACUCUGGCAUUGUAUGAUACCUAGAUUAAUUGUUAAAAUUGUUGGACUUUCUUUCAGAACAGAAGUGGAUCUGCUCAUGUAGAAUUGAAGAAUGUCCAACCAGAUUUGAUCUCUUCUCCCUCAUUCAGCAUGUAAAUAUAUCACAUAUAGGUCAGAAUGAGCUAUUUCCAUAGUUAUGCUAAUGCCUAUUGCGUCAUAUGUGUAAUAAUACAUGAUUCUUUCGUAAUCUGUUUCUUUAGUUUAUUGUCCAAUUAUGAUUCUUAUUAAUCUUUCCACAUAGUUUCUC